Molecule: messenger RNA, 1101 nt
Organism: Salvelinus namaycush (lake trout)
Lineage: Eukaryota; Metazoa; Chordata; Actinopteri; Salmoniformes; Salmonidae
Product: adhesion G-protein coupled receptor G2-like
Exons: 4
Coding region: 1-885 (294 amino acids)
Biological process (GO): cell surface receptor signaling pathway; adenylate cyclase-activating G protein-coupled receptor signaling pathway
Cellular component (GO): membrane
Molecular function (GO): G protein-coupled receptor activity
Source: RefSeq, a predicted model, not a curated record
AUGACUGCGCCCGUACUAGUCAUCUAUCCACGCUGUUUUAUCAGUUGUCUGAUACGGUUGUACCCUUACUUUAGGAACUCCAGGGUGGACAACGCCAACAGCAUCCACGUGUCACUGAGCGGGGCUUUGUUCCUGCUCAACACCUCUUUCCUGCUCAACGAGUGGGGGGCCGGUCUGGGCAUCAGGGGCGUGUGUAUCUUCAUUGCGGCGGCCAUUCACUACAGCCUCCUCAGCUGUUUCACCUGGAUGGCCAUUGAAGCUGUCCACCUGUAUCUCCUCCUGGUCAAGGUGUUCAACACUUACUACCGACACUAUAUGGCCAAGCUGUCUGCCAUUGGCUGGGGACUCCCCGGUAUCAUUGUGGGAGUUUCAUUGGCAGUCAAGGAUAUCAAACCAUUAUAUGGACCUACAGAAAUGACUAUGGCAGACACUAACCAGACAAAUACAAUCUGCUGGAUCAUGGACAUCCCCUUCUUCUACAGUAUGAACCUGGCCUACUUCACCAUCAUCUUUGUCCUUAACUCUGGCAUUCUGUUAACGGUGACCACCCGGAUCUGCCAGCUGCAGCGCUAUGGCAGUAAGGGCAAGCCUGGGAAGGCAAGCCUGGCCUGGAAGGAUAUCGGCACCGUCCUGGGUCUGACCUGCCUGCUGGGUAUCACCUGGGGCCUGGCCUUCCUCAGCUACGGCUAUGUCAACCUUCCCAUCCUCUACCUGUUCAGCAUUUUCAACUCCCUCCAAGGAUUCUUUAUAUUCCUAUGGAUCUGUGGCACUGCCAGGAAAGACAGGGAGCUGGCGGCGAAUACCAAGAGCACAUCAGCAGCUCUGAACACCUCUACAGCCAAACCCAAGGAGGAGAUGUUCCCUAGCAACAACCUCUACCAGUAAACAAUGUCUGUCCACAAUGGAGAUCACCCAUAUCUUCUUAGAUGGCAAGGGGAGUUUUGGCUUUGUGUCUAAUGGCAUAUGCAUUGUCUCUUUCUUUCUCUUUCAAAUUGAGUUAUGGUUUCUACACCGGUUGUGUUGAUGUAUUGUCACGGAUCCCUCUGGAAUUUCAUUGCGCACACCUGGCCCCUAUUCCCACUGAUUGUAUUUGUAUAUAUG